GGCUCGUGGUUCGCGGGGUCCAUGGGGAAUGCGGUGUCGCUGGCUCAGAUCUCGCAGAGCUCAGAAUCCUGCACGGCUCAGUCCUCGCCUCGCUCCUCCUCGCGGAGGAUUCUGGGAGGUGACGUCGCGGGUCUUGGUCGCGGGGCCCGUUUGCAGAGCCCGCGGCGCCGGGAGGACUGUUCUUCUUCAGAAGAGAAAACUGAAGAAGGAGGAAUGGCCGUGGGGCUUUGUAAAGCCAUGUCCCAGGGGUUGGUGACCUUCAGAGAUGUGGCACUAGACUUUUCCCAAGAAGAGUGGGAAUGGCUGAAGCCGUCUCAGAAGGAUUUAUACAGAGAUGUCAUGUUGGAGAACUACAGGAACUUGGUAUGGCUUGGACUCUCCAUUUCUAAGCCCAACAUGAUCUCCUUACUGGAGCAAGGGAAGGAGCCGUGGAUGGUGGAGAGAAAGAUGUCACAGGGUCACUGUGCAGACUGGGAGUCUUGGUGUGAAAUCAAGGAAUUAUCUCCAAAAUGGUUCAUUGAUGAAGAUGAAAUAUCCCAGGAGAUGAUAAUGGAAAGGCUAGCAAGUCAUGGCCUUGAAUGCUCCAGUUUCAGAGAAGCCUGGAAAUAUAAGGGUGAAUUUGAGCUACAUGAGGGAAAUGCGGAGAGGCAUUUCAUGCAAGUGACAGCUGUUAAGGAAAUCUCUACUGGGAAAAGACACAAUGAAUUUAGUAAUUUUGGGAGAAGCAUACCCCUGAAAUCAGUAUUUUUAACACAACAGACAGUUCCUACCAUACAGCAAGUACAUAAAUUUGAUAUUUAUGAUAAACUGUUCCCCCAAAAUUCACUCAUAAUUGAAUAUAAAAGACUCCGUGCUGAGAAGGAAUCUUUGAUAGGUAAUGAAUGUGAAGAAUUCAACCAAAGUACAUACUUUAGUAAAGAUAUAGGAAUUCCUCUUGGUGAGAAACCUUAUGAAAGUAAUGAUUUUUCAAAUUUCUUAAGUUUCCACUCAUUACUUACUCAACAUCAGACCACUCAUUUUGGAAAAUUACCCCAUGAAUACAAUGAAUAUGGUGAUGCCUUUAGCUGUUACUCAUUCUUUACUCAACCCCAGAGAAUUCACAGUGGAGAGAAACCAUACACAUGCAAUGACUGUGGAAAAGCCUUUAGCCAUGACUUCUUUCUCAGUGAACAUCAAAGGACUCAUAUUGGGGAGAAGCCUUAUGAAUGUAAGGAAUGCAACAAAGCCUUCAGACAGAGUGCUCACCUUGCUCAACACCAGAGGAUCCACACUGGAGAGAAACCGUUUGCAUGCAAUGAAUGUGGGAAGGCCUUUAGCCGUUAUGCCUUCCUUGUUGAACAUCAGAGAAUUCACACAGGUGAGAAACCAUAUGAAUGUAAAGAAUGUAACAAAGCCUUCAGACAGAGUGCUCACCUUAAUCAACAUCAGAGGAUUCACACGGGAGAGAAACCCUACGAAUGUAAUCAGUGUGGAAAAGCCUUUAGCAGACGCAUAGCCCUUACUCUGCAUCAAAGAAUUCACACAGGAGAGAAACCCUUCAAAUGUAGUGAAUGUGGGAAGACCUUUGGCUAUCGCUCACACCUGAAUCAACAUCAGAGGAUUCAUACCGGAGAAAAGCCCUAUGAGUGCAUCAAAUGCGGGAAGUUUUUUAGGACUGACUCACAACUUAAUCGACAUCAUAGAAUUCACACUGGAGAGAGACCAUUUGAAUGCAGUAAAUGUGGGAAAGCCUUCACUGAUGCUUUAGUUCUAAUUCACCAUAAGAGAAGUCAUGCAGGAGAGAAACCCUAUGAAUGUAACAAAUGUGGGAAGGCCUUCAGUUGUGGCUCAUAUCUUAAUCAACAUCAAAGAAUUCAUACUGGAGAGAAACCCUAUGAAUGUAAUGAAUGUGGGAAGGCUUUUCAUCAGAUCUUGUCCCUAAGACUACACCAGAGAAUUCAUGCUGGGGAAAAACCUUAUAAAUGUAAUGAAUGUGGGAAUAAUUUUAGCUGUGUCUCAGCCCUUAGACGACAUCAAAGAAUUCAUAAUAGAGAAACGCUCUGAUUAUAACACAAGUAUAGGAAAGAAAACAUUUGGUUACCACUCAGUCCUUAUUGAAUAUUAGUGAGUUCUUUCUUGGUUAGUAAUUCUUUGAAUGUAGUUCAUAUUUCAGUUCAUGAGAAUCCAUUAUUUGAAGUAGCUCAGUAGUAGACAUCUGUUACUUUUUUUUGUUUUAGACAGAGUCUCGCUCUGUUGCCCAGGCUGGAGUGCAGUGGUGCAAUCUUGGCUCACUGCAGCCUCUGCCUCCUGGGCUCAAGCAAUCCUCCUGCCUCAGCCUCCUGAGUAGCUGGGAUUACAGGUGCCUGUGACCAUGCCUGGCUA
Molecule: messenger RNA, 2361 nt
Organism: Rhinopithecus roxellana (golden snub-nosed monkey)
Lineage: Eukaryota; Metazoa; Chordata; Mammalia; Primates; Cercopithecidae
Gene: ZNF527
Product: zinc finger protein 527
Exons: 5
Coding region: 22-2043 (673 amino acids)
Biological process (GO): regulation of transcription by RNA polymerase II
Molecular function (GO): DNA-binding transcription factor activity, RNA polymerase II-specific; RNA polymerase II cis-regulatory region sequence-specific DNA binding
Source: RefSeq, a predicted model, not a curated record